Molecule: messenger RNA, 2464 nt
Organism: Colossoma macropomum (tambaqui)
Lineage: Eukaryota; Metazoa; Chordata; Actinopteri; Characiformes; Serrasalmidae
Exons: 3
Coding region: 165-1262 (365 amino acids)
Source: RefSeq, a predicted model, not a curated record
AGUAACCAUUAUCUUUGCAGGUGGAGUUCAAGGCAGAACACGAUUCACUUGAAAAGGCUAAGAUCUCAGUGAAGCGGAAACGUGUGGAUUUAGAAGACCUGAAAAACGAAGAUCCAGUGAUAGUGAAGAAGGAGGAGAUAAAGGCAGAAUACAAUUCCCAUGAAAUGGCAGAGAUCUCAGAGAAGAAAAAGGACAUAAAGGUGGAGUUCAAGGCAGAUUUAAAUUUACGUGACAUGACGGAGAUCUCAGUGGACGGGAAGCACCUGAGUUUAGAAGAGCUGAGAAAACACAUAGACGAAGAUCCUACGAUAUGGACGAAAAUAUGUCAUUUGGGCCGGAGGGACACUGACAACAUUAAGGCAAAAUCUAGAGACAAACCAAAGAUACUGGAUUACUUAGAUAAAACUGUGCCUGAAUAUCCAACUCCUGUUGAAUUUCAUGUUUCAAGUGUAGCCCAUGUCACUACCAAAGAACCAUUCAAAGCAAUACUGGAGUCAGAGAAGAUUAAACCCCCUAACACUAGGCCCCCUAACACUGAGUUUUCAUGGUGGACAUUAGCAAUUAAUGAAGAGGAGAUCAAGUCUGCAGAGAAACUCUACUUGGAGAAUGAGAAAAUCGAAAUGACAGAGACAUUCCUGAAGAAGUUUACCACCUCACCAGCUUUCCAGCAUGAUAUAUCCCGCUACGGUAAUUACAGAUUUACAUUUCCCCUGGCUGAGCUGAUGGAACUGUACAAGGAGCAGAACUGUGGAGGAAAGGAACCAGUUCUGAGGGUCUUCAAGACCAUGUUCUACAAACAGGAAAUUGUGUACGCUGUGCUGAUUCACAGUCCUCAAGACAGCAAGCGUUUUGGAGACCUCCCACUUCUUGAAGACAGUAAGUUUGCUCGUUACAAGAAUGGGCAAAUUAUCUGGGAUGCACAAGCCAUUUCUAGUGACCACCAGUUUGAACUUUCAGUAGACACUAAUGAAGCACGAUUAACUGUGAAAUGUCAACGCUACACCACGUAUUACGUGUGGGACAAUGUGUGUCUGGCUUUUCAUUUGCCUUCUCAUAAGGCCCUGAAAGUCCCUAGAAAAAGGCUUAUAGAAGCUCUUGAUGUCUGUGAACUUCAUGAGAAGAAUCUCCAUAGGUGCGAAGAUCCUACAAUGCGAGGAACAAUGUUCGCAGAUGCAAAGAAGUUGGUGGACAGUUGCAAAAAGGAGCUAGAAGACAACAAAGAUAAUGUGAAUGCCUUGAAAUAUGAAUCAGAAGAGGAGUAAGGAAAAUCUGCCAAAAUUAUGAUUCCAGAAUGAGUUUAGAUGCAAAAACAAGGAGACAAGAGUUGGGUCAAAAUCCAACUUGUGUACAAUACAUUGUAUCAUUCAAAAUAACUGUAUCUGCUUAGUUAUCUUUAGGUGAUUAUAUAUGGAAGUGCCCACAUUGUUAUUAUUCAUCUACACUCCUUAUCUACUUUAUCAGAGUCCCCUGUCUAUUGGUGGGACAAAGUCAAUGCCCAAGUCAAGAUAGGCAAGUCCUUACUCAAUUCUCAACUCUACAGUCGAGUCCCUAGUCAACUUCCAAGUCGACAGGCAGGUCUUUAGUGAGUAAUCAUGCUUCAUUAGUGUCUACUGACAAGACAGUUAAUUCUCAAGUCAAUUCCCAAUUCAACACAGGCAUGUCCUGAGUCAAUGCUCAACUCAUGAAAGGCAAGCCCUGAGUCAAUUCAAAAAUCAAGACAGACAAGUCCCGAGGUAAUUCCAAAAUCAAAACAGACAAGUCCCGAGUCAAUUCUCAGGUCAAGACAAUUAAGUCCCAAGUCAAGUCUCAAGACAUUUCCCAAUUGAAGACAGGCAUGUCCCGAGUCAAUUCUAAAAUCAAGACAAGCAUGUCCUGAGGCAAUUCCAAACUAAAGACAGACAAGUCCCGAGUCAAUUCCCAAGUUAAGACAAUCAAGUCCCAAGUCAAGUCUCAAGUCAAUUCCCAAUUCAAGACAGGCAAGUACUGAGGCAUUUCCAAAAUCAAGAUAGGCAAGUCCCGAGUCUAUUCCCAAGUCAAGACAGGUUUGUAUUGAGUCUAUUCCAACAUCAAGACAGGCCAAUUGUAUCAAUUACAAAGUCAAAACAGACACAUCUAACAUUAUAAUUAAUCUAUAAUUAAUCUUUUUGUGAAUUAUGUUGUCGUGUCUGAAGCGUCACAAUUGUGACUCAGGUUUCUAGUAGUGGAUGAUGAGUGUAGAUGUACAAAUUCAUACCAUUCACUUGUAGGGCUUAAUUAGAAUUACUCAAAAAACAACGUCCAUGUUUACUCAUAGUCUAUUUUCUGUUAUUAACUUUGUAUUUUUUUUUCUGUUCAUGCUGAAAAAAUAAAUGUAUUUUUUUUAAUUGGUGAAUUAAUGGAAUUAUGGAAUAUGUUUCUCACAUAUACGUGUUCUUGGGAGGCUCCCCAAGUAUACUGAUGGGCACUCAAGCAUAUUUUAUACAAU